Messenger RNA from Bactrocera dorsalis (oriental fruit fly), 3250 nucleotides. RefSeq lists its product as uncharacterized. Lineage: Eukaryota; Metazoa; Arthropoda; Insecta; Diptera; Tephritidae. The transcript is spliced from 2 exons. The record is from RefSeq and is a predicted model, not a curated record. Bases 434 to 1294 code for a protein of 286 amino acids.
UCUUGCCCCAUGUUUCUUAACAUGGCACCGGCGGACAGGAUCAAGUUCGCUAAGCGAAACAAUCAUUGCAUUAGAGAUUCCAUCUACGUCCAGGCAAGCGCAGCAGAGACGCAACUUCAACAAGUCGAGAGGCAAGCCAACGACUCAAGUACAGUCGUGCUUCGCUAACAGCGACAAAAGUGUCUUGUUAGGAACGGCACAAAUAAACAUAGAUUACAGCGGCGUUACUUAUACCGCUAGAGCACUCAUCGACUCCGGGUUAGAGUGCUUUUUCAUCACAAAAAUUCUGAAUCGCAGAAUCAACUUGCCAGUUAAGAAGAUAAAUGCCCAGGUGACAGGUAUCAACAACACCGUAUCUGCGCAAGUAAAGGAAGCAUGUUGUGUCGAGUUGCGGUCACCAAUUGACCCACUUAUAUCGAUCACAACGAACAGGAUGGUUCUGCCGAAAUUAACGAGAAACUUGCCGACUUGCCAUAUUAGCGCACUAACUCGGCAGGCUUUCCCAGAUCUCACGUUGGCGGACAAGAGGUUCUUCGUCAAUGAACCCGUGGACGUCAUACUCGGUGGUGACGUCUAUCCCCAGAUUAUGCUGGAUGGCAUACGCAAAAACGUACUGGGAUCACUUCUUACGCAAGAGACAGUGUUCGGUUGGAUAGUCACGAGGCGUGCUAAUUCAAUUAAGCCAACCAACACUUGCGUCUCGUAUUAUAACGAAAUAUCGCUGGAAAAGCAGUUAGCUUCGUUCUGGGAGUUGGAAGAGAUGUCCAAGGAAAGGAAAUUAAGCGAGGAGGACAGGUAUUGUGAAGAGCUCUAUAAAAAGAUAACGAUGCGAAAUGAAGACGGGAAGUACGUUGUAUCGCUACCAUUCAGGAAAGACUAUCCGGUCAACAUUAGUCUAGGUCGUUUCUUACAGAUUUCGUACUUCCAGUUUUAUCGCAAUGAAGCUCGGUUGUCAAGAGAUGAAAACCUGCAAAAAGAAUACAACAGGGUGUUAAAUGAAUAUGUUGAGCUGGGUCAUAUGGCAAAGAUACAUACCAAUCGAACGGCCGACUCUAGUGACAACUAUUACCUGCCUCACCACGCCGUAAAGAAGGAAGAGAGCACAUCGACAAAGGUGCGUGUGGUGUUCAAUGCAUCGCAAGCAACUUUAAACGGCACUUCGCUGAAUGACAUCCUUCUCCCCGGUCCAGUUCUUCAGGCAGAUCUGACCAUCUUAAUUCUGCGAUGGCGAUUAUUUAAAUAUGUCUUCAAUAGCGAUAUUGAGAAGAUGUAUUGUAUCGCCAAAUCCUGUUGAAGGCUGAUCAAACGAGGUACCAGCGAAUCGUUUUCCGCAACCGUCCGACCGAGCAAACCAAUAUUUUUGAAUUGAAGACGGUAACGUUCGGAAUCAACUGCGCUCCUUAUUUGGCAAUAAGGACGUUACUUCAAUUAGCUGACGACGUUGAAAGCUCACUACCAGUAGCCUCAAACAUACUCAGGAAGUGCAUGUAUGUUGAUGAUGUCUUAGUAGGUGGACACUCUAUAGAUGCUGCAAUUAAAGCUAGAAAUGAGAUAAAAACAGCAUUGGAGUCGGCAGGUUUCCCAUUAAGAAAAUGGACAGCCAAUUGUGGAAAAAUUUUACAAGGCCUUCCAAAUGACCACUUGCUCAACAAGGAGUAUUUAGACUUUGAAGACACAAGUGAUGUCAAGGCUCUUGGGAUAAGAUGGAAUGCGCAUACUGACUUCUCCUACUUUAAAACAAAACCAAUACUCAGCCCAGAAUCCUAUACAAAGAGAGCUAUCCUCUCAGAUAUCGCCAAACUGUUUGACCCACUAGGAUGGGUAGCACCGAUAAUAGUAAUAGCCAAAAUAAUAAUGCAACACAUUUGGUUAGAAGAAACACAAUGGGACGAGAUUGUAUCUCCUACCACAUUGGAUCGUUGGCACACAUUCAUGGAUAACCACAGAUACAUAAACAACAUUAAAAUUCCACGAUGGGUCUACUUCUCGCCAACGGACGAUGUGUCCAUUCAUGGUUUCUUCGAUGCAUCAGAGAAAGCAUACGCAGCAACGGUCUACCUGCGCGUAAGGACAAGCAACGAAGUUUUCGUCAGCAUACUAUUGGCAAAAACCAGAGUAGCGUCUGGAACUGUGCGGCGCCGUAUUACUGGCCGAAACAGUUGAAUCUGUCGUCAAUAACCUGGAGCUGACUCAUCUUAAACUUAAACUAUGGACGGAUUCGACCAUCGUUCUCGCAUGGAUUCGCAAGCCACCAUGUUCAUGGUCAACGUUUGUAUCCCAUCGAGUGACAAAAAUCAUAGAAAAGGUCGGCAACGCAAAUUGGAAUCAUGUCGAUCCAGGAUCUAACCCUGCAGACUUAGCCAGUCGGGGACUUAUGGGACAGGAUUUAGUGGAAAACACCUUGUGGUGGCAGGGACCUUCUUGGCUGCAAGAAGAUCAAUCCAAAUAACCAUUACAACAAAACGACUACGAGACGACAAUAGAGGAAAAACAGAUGCCAGAAAAGGCCGAGGUGCAGACGCAGAGUAAAUUAUUGCGCGCAUGCCGCGUUAUAGCGGCAAAGACGAACCUUUCAAUUAGCCGGUUCGGUUUCACGGUUUCACCGGUGACUUGGAGGAUGAGCAUUACGAGGAGCUCCCGUCGAAAUUGCCCAUGUCAUCGGAAGAGCACGUGUGCUUCGGGGAAGACAAACAUUCACCAAUGAAAAUAGAUAUUAGUUUUAAGUUGAACAUAUUAGUUUUGAGUUGUAAAUAUUAGUUCUAAGUUGUACUAUUCGUUUUAAGUUGAAUUCUCUAAAUUUACUUUUACAAAUAUGCUUUUUUAACUAACUUAUAACUUUUAUACUGAAUUAAAUUUAAUUUUAUGUUUAAGUAAAUAUGAUUUUGUUAUUAAAUAAAGCGAAAUAAUAAAAUAAAAACUGAGUUUUAUUUAAAAGAAUUGAAUUUGCUAGAAGUAACAAAUGGGUGAUAGAUAAUCUUGUUAUUGCUUGCUCCUGCUAACAUGUUUAUAUGUUAUAGGUAACAAACUGAUAACCAAAAUAAUAACACUAACAGAUAUGCGGGUAACAAAUACUUUUUGUUGUCCAUAACACAUAGGUAAGCUAUGCGCUAACAAAAUAAUUUGUUACCCGUAACAUACUGUGAAGAGAUUUGCUAACAAAUGUGUGUAUUCUGUUAGAACAAGGCAGCAUGCGAUAUUUGCCAUUGGUUAGAGCGUGAUAACUAUUGAACAUCAAAUAGCUAUGUGUUAC